AUGAAUGCGCAAUCGUUUCGCGAGGAAGACCGCAAUCAAAAUGACUGCAAUAGAUUCAAUGAGAAUGUCUUCACUUAUUACGUCGGACCCUCGAAGAAACCUUUCGUUGUCCAUGCAGAUAUUGUUUCUUCACAUUCAAGAGUAUUUCGCCAACUCGUAGAAGGGCCGUUCAAAGAGGGUGACGAAAGAUACGCAGAGCUUCCAGAAGUCGAUCCAGGGACCUUCGAGCAUUUCCUUGCGUACGCCUACCUCUCGUCGAACGACACGCCAGGCAACGAAACAAGCACGCACAUUCCAUCGACAAAACGAACGUCAACAAGCAGGCUUAUCGAACUUCUACUGGCGAGAGAGCAUAAGAAGUUCAGUUGCAAGAGCUGUUGCAGAACAUCGGAGCUGAGAUUCUCCCUCACAUUCCCCCAAUGUGGCGAAUGCAACCAGGACGUAUUUCGGAGCCUAAGGUGGCAAGCUCACUGCAUAGUAUCUGGUUGUUCGAGCAAGGGUGAAUACGUACAGGGGCUGUUUUGCAGGGACUGCCUGGAAAACUUGAAAGUUUUCUCCUCCUACAGCGCGCGACUUGCAGAAGGUGGUGCAGAAAAACUACAGCUCAGUCUCCCUGGACACCUGGAUGAGCUUCAAGACUUCCAUUUCAACAUACCCACUCGCGUGAAAGACAUCCUAGAAGUUAUGGAGAACAUGAUCCCCUUCCCACGUCUGGCGACUGCUAAUCUACUCGACACAGCCAGACUGGCAGUCUUCGCGGACGUCUAUGAGGUCAGAGCAUUGUUGCAAUCUGCCUUGAUGAUGAUAUACCGGAAACUGACCCAAGAACCACUGGACGAGGAAAGCAUUACUGCCAUCUGCGAGGUCACCGAAUAUGUGUACAACAGUACCCCCAACCGUCCCACGUCUGCCAAAAGCCCGCAUAUACUCCGAAGAAUUCUGUCUCAGUUCCUCGCGACCCACCGCGAUAGGUUCAUAAGUUCGGGGACCUUCAUGCAGCUUCUCAGCCAAGAAGGAGAGCUGGCUGGAGAUAUACUGUUGGCACUAUCAGUAGUGAUGUGA
Molecule: messenger RNA, 1062 nt
Organism: Fonsecaea nubica
Lineage: Eukaryota; Fungi; Ascomycota; Eurotiomycetes; Chaetothyriales; Herpotrichiellaceae
Exons: 1
Coding region: 1-1062 (353 amino acids)
Molecular function (GO): protein binding
Source: RefSeq, a predicted model, not a curated record